Molecule: messenger RNA, 1421 nt
Organism: Baudoinia panamericana UAMH 10762
Lineage: Eukaryota; Fungi; Ascomycota; Dothideomycetes; Mycosphaerellales; Teratosphaeriaceae
Exons: 1
Coding region: 298-1350 (350 amino acids)
Biological process (GO): protein import into peroxisome matrix
Cellular component (GO): cytosol; peroxisomal matrix
Molecular function (GO): protein binding
Source: RefSeq, a predicted model, not a curated record
UUGUACUUAAUCGCGUGCGAGAACGCAAUAGCGACAUCGCUGUCUGCAGUCCUGUGAACCGCUGGCCAGAUGAUGUUGACGGCCGAUCAUAUUGACCCCUCACAUACUCUCACAUACUGGCUGUUCAGAACGAGAUGCAAUACAUAGCCAAUAUCAACAACCUUACCUUAUGUAUCUGACAAGCGGGUGGUGGAUGGAUCCUUCGCGCAUGCAAAGUAGCACGAUGAUAUAACCAUCACUACCUCCCCAUCCACUACUAUAUCCCAUCCUCUACCCCACCAUCGCAUACAGGUCAGGAUGCUGGAAUACCGCACCGCCGGCUUCAACCCCUACGCCGUGAAAUACUCCCCCUUCUUCGACUCACGCCUCGCCGUCUCCGCCGGCGCCAACUUCGGCCUUGUCGGCAACGGCCGCCUCUUCGUCCUCAACCUCACCUCCAACGGCAUCGUUUGCGAGAGAUACUACGAAACCCAAGACUGUCUCUUCGACACCGCCUGGUCCGAGCAGCACGAGAACCAGAUCCUCACCGCCGGCGGCGACGGCAGCAUCAAGCUUUUCGAUGUCGGCGUGCAGGGUGAGUUUCCUGUUGCGGGGUGGCAGGAGCACGGUCGAGAGGUGUUCUGCGUGCAUUGGGGCUUGGUGGAUAAGAGUCGCUUUUUGAGUAGUAGUUGGGAUGGCACGGUUAAGAUUUGGAUGCCGGAGAGGAAGGAGAGCGUGAUGACAUUGCCGGUGCAUAGUUGUGUGUACAGCGCUGAGUUCUCGCCGCAUCAUCCAGACAUCCUGACUGCCGUUUCGCGCGACUCACAUCUGAGGGUGUAUGAUCUACGGACGAAAGCCAGUGCGCAGAAUCACAUGACGCUCGCUGUACCCAUCCAUGCGGCACCAAAGGUGCAGCAGCCGAGCAUGGGAGGACUAGGGAAGACGGGCAGUCUCGGCCCAACAGAAUGCUUGACGCACGAUUGGAACAAGUACCGCGACUCCGUCCUUGCGACGGCAGGUGUGGACGGCGUGAUCCGCACCUUCGAUUUGCGCCAACCCUCUGGACCCGUGAAUCUGCUUCCUGGUCACGAGUACGCCGUGCGAAAGGUGAGCUGGAGCCCACAUCUCUCUGACGUCUUGCUGAGCGCAAGCUACGACAUGAGCUGUCGCGUUUGGACGGACGGCUCAAACGUUGACCAAGGUGGCAACGGAGUCGGUCUCGGAAGAGAGAUGGGUCGGAUGGAUCGUCAUACCGAGUUUGCCAUGGGUGUGGACUGGUGCCUGUUCGGUGCGGAAGGCUGGUGUGCGAGUUGCGCAUGGGACGAGAGGGUGCUCGUCUGGGACGUCAGAGAGUUCAUGCGGGCUGGAUGAGCACUGCUACCCGUACGAAUGUUCCUUGGUGAAGCUUGCGCUUAUUACGGACAGAUGGCCCUCUAUACAAA